Molecule: messenger RNA, 1368 nt
Organism: Pocillopora damicornis (cauliflower coral)
Lineage: Eukaryota; Metazoa; Cnidaria; Anthozoa; Scleractinia; Pocilloporidae
Product: histamine H2 receptor
Biological process (GO): G protein-coupled receptor signaling pathway
Cellular component (GO): membrane
Molecular function (GO): G protein-coupled receptor activity
Source: RefSeq, a predicted model, not a curated record
CAUAGCUCACCGGUUGACUAAAAGGUAAGAUUGACCAAAACCAAUGGAUUCGGAACUCAAACAAAGAAGCCUGGCUCUGAAUAUUUUGGAGCCAUGUAUCCUUGUUACAAUGACAAUGGUGUGCCUGAUUGGAAACUGCCUGACAUGCAUAGCUGUGUACAGGAACGAAAGGCUUCGUACCUCCACAAACAUCUACCUGAUUUCUUUAGCUAUCAGUGAUAUUAUCAACGCUGCCAUCGUAAUGCCUUUGACUGUGGGUGUCCUUAUUAUAGGGGAAUGGCCAUACGGCGAGGCAGUCUGCGAUUUCCACGCCUUCUUCACCCUGUUUUCUGUUUACGUAUCCCCAACCACGAUGGGACUGACGGCCUUCAACAGAUACGUCCGCGUCGCUAAGCCUCAACACUACCCACAAAUCUUUACUGAUGCUCGGUCAAAAAUAUAUGUCGCUGCGGUUUGGCUGACUGUCGCCGGGUACGUUUCAAUUCCCAAGAUGGCUGGCUGGACCGAAUAUGGCUUCUUUGCUGGGUAUGCCGUUUGCACAACUGUGCAACCCACAGAAACUAUGAAAACAGUUCAUUAUAGCAUCGUUGUCUGUUUUUUCUUUCUUCUUCCACUUGGAGUUGCAUCAGUUUCCUACUUCAAGGUCUUCAAGAAAAUAAAACAUCAUAAUCUGAACAUGGCUUCAACGGCCCAAGCCGAGGACAGGGAAAAUCGACUGACCGUCAAAGAGAUCAAGGUUACCAAAUCGCUCGCCAUUGUUGUGUUCGCCUUCGCACUGUGUUGGAUUCCAUUUUGGAUCAUUGUGGUGAUACAGCGCUUCGCUUCUGAUGUUGUCGUUCCACGUAACAUCCAACUGCUUUGUCCCUUUUUGAUGUUCUUCUCGAGCACUAUAAACCCAUUUAUAUAUGCUGGCAUGAAUCCCUCAUUCCGCGCCGAGUUUCGUCGAAUUUUGCUCUGCAAAGUGAAGUCAUUACAAGUGUGUAAGGAGCUCCGCGGUUCCGAAGACCUUGAUUUAAAGAAAAUAUCGGCGGGGAGCGACCGCGGAGUUGGAUAUCAGGAAGAAGAGGGGGGUACUUCAGUCACAAACGUUUAACUGGCGAGUUAAACGUACGAAGUAAACAAAAAAUCAAAGGAUAAAUUCACAUUGAUUUAAAUGCUAAAUUUUUUAGCUUUUACUUUCACCACUUUAUAUUGAUUUGUCGUGAAUUUUAAUCGAUAUCAGUGCUAUCCGUUGUUAUGAAUCCCUAAUGAAUUAUAACUGCAUCAUUUCUUAGUUAAUUUAAAUUCACUUACAGAAAUAAGUUUCGAAUCCAAACGAACUAUUAAUGGAGAGAAUAAGCUUGGCACAAAUAAAGAAACUGUAAAUAC